Molecule: messenger RNA, 607 nt
Organism: Paramecium octaurelia
Lineage: Eukaryota; Ciliophora; Oligohymenophorea; Peniculida; Parameciidae
Source: the annotation of a GenBank genome assembly
UAUGCCUAAUGAUACAUUUUUGAAAAUCUUGAAAAAAGGUCCCUUCCAGUUGUCAUUUGCAAAGACUUUGGCAGCCUAUCUUACAAAAGUGCUUGUUACACUUCAUGCAGCAUCGAUAGCCCAUUGUGACAUAAAGCCUGAAAAUAUCUUAAUAGCCGCAGAUUACAAUUUGAAACUUUGUGAUUUUGGCUUUGCUCGCAUCUGUAAGGAACCGUUGAGACCUCCAGGAGGUACUCCUGGUUACACAGCCCCUGAGAUGUAUGUUAGUCCAUAAGUAAACCUAUUUAAAUGUGAUAUCUUCGCUUUGGGUGUAGUAUUAUUUAUCGUAGUGAUGGGAUUCCCUCCCUUCCAAACAAAUGACCCCAAUGUAAAGGAUGGCUGGUGGGGUUUAAUCCAGAGUAAGCAAUUCGAUCUUUUCUGGAGUAAAUGCGAGUCAUUUAGACAAUAGUAAUUCCCAUAAGAGUUCAAGAAUCUAAUAAUGGCAAUGUUAGAAUGCGAUCCCGAGAAAAGAAUAUCAUUGUAGUAAGUAUUGGAACAUGAAUUUUUAAUGAAUGGAGCUCCAGAAGAGGAGGUGCUAUAGGAAAUUGAGAAGCGAGUGAAGGAAUGA